AUGGCGUCGUCUCUCCACCCAAACCCAACCACCUUCCUCCAACCCGCACGCUUACAAUUCACACCCACCUCCGUCGCAACCCGCGUUCCCAUACGGUGCGGCCCACGCGACAAGCGUGGACCCUUGGUCAAAGGCCGCGUCCUCAGCAUCGAGGCCAUCCAAGCCGUCCAAGCCCUCAAACGGGCCCAAAGAUCCGACCCGGACGACCCAUCUCCCGUCUCCAAAACCCUCUCCCGCCUAAUCAAAUCCGACCUCGUCGCUGCCCUCAAGGAGCUUCUACGGCAGGAUCAAUGCCACCUGGCCCUCCAGGCCUUGGCCGCCUUCCGAUCCGAAUACCAACCUGACGUCACCAUCUACGCCGAGGUGGCUCUGGCACUCGCCAGAAAUGGGAUGGUGGAGGAGAUCGACGCUCUCGUCUGUGAGCUGGAGAAGGAGAGUGGAGGUGUCCAGUUGGGGGGAGAUGAUAAGGGGCUGAUAAGGCUGAUCAGGGCCGUCGUUGGCGCCGACCGGAGGGAAUCGACGGUGAGGAUUUACGAGAUGUUGAAGAGGAAUGGAUGGGGGACUAGUAGUUUCAAAGCGGAUGAGUAUAUGGUGAAGGUGUUGAGCAAAGGAUUGAGGAGGCUUGGUGAGGCUCAACUUGCUGAUGAGGUUGAUGCCAAAUUUGGUCCACAGCUGUUAUUUCAAUCUUGA
Messenger RNA from Fragaria vesca subsp. vesca, 690 nucleotides. RefSeq lists its product as uncharacterized. The record is from RefSeq and is a predicted model, not a curated record. The coding region runs from base 1 to 690 and encodes 229 amino acids. The transcript has a single exon. NCBI's taxonomy places the organism in Eukaryota, Viridiplantae, Streptophyta, Magnoliopsida, Rosales, Rosaceae. Gene Ontology annotation, molecular function: RNA binding; protein binding. Gene Ontology annotation, biological process: chloroplast organization; Group II intron splicing.